GCUUCAAGCGGUUCAGAUCGUUCGGUGUUCGUUUGUCAGUUGGUGAUCGAUUUCCUCCAAAAGCUAUACGUAGUGCUCUAGUGGUUGUUCUUCGCGAGGAGAACAUUGACCGCCGUCUGCACAAAAUGCCCGAGAAGGGAGAGCUGCAGCCUUCGGUUGCUCUUCAAACGCCUGCCGGCAACAACGUGAAGCAGCAUAACUUGAAAUCGAUGACGGUAACUUCCGUGCGGCCGGAGCUACCACUGUUUUCCAGCGACGACGAGAAAAAAACAAUCAAAAUCAAUGAGCUGCGGCGGCUAGUCGAAAACUGCGAUGACUUUGUUCGCCGGAGUGACGAUCUGUUUCUAUGCCGAUUCUUGAAUUGCUGCGACUGGGACGUCCAGGAAGCUUUCCAACGAAUGGUAAAGCUGUUCAAAUUGAAGCACGAAUAUCCAGAUUGGUUCAUCGAUAGGCCGUUAGUUUACUACAAAGAGGUGUUGAGCCGAAACAUCAAGUUCGUUCUGGACAAGCGGGACAAGAAUGGUCGACGAAUCUUCGUUACUAAAAUGUGCAAUCUGGAUGUCAACGUAACGUCACCCACGGACCUGGCCCAUCUGGACGAGUUGUGGUGUGAGUUCAUGCUGAAUGACCUGGAGACUCAAGAAAAGGGCAUUUCUUGUCUGAUCGAUAUGAGCGGGCUAUCGAUUAAGAGCUUGCGGUAUCUUACUCCAACGAACAUCAGAAUAGGAUCGCAGAAAACUGAUCUCCUACCGGUGAAGAAUAUGGAAUUUCACGUCAUCAAUUCGUCCGUCUUCCUUAAUGCUGCGGUGGCAAUCCUAUAUCCGAUGUUGAGUAAACAUAUUAAGGAUCGUGUUCACUUUCAUUAUUCGGAUUGGAAUUCACUGCAUGAGCAUUUAGGUAAGGAGGCUCUUCCGGCCGCAUAUGGCGGAACGAAUGGGGUAGACUUCAACUACGAUAUGUUGAUUAAACAGUUGUUGGAUUUGGAAGAUCACUACAACAGUUUGGUUAGGUUCGGAUGUGAACUCAAACCGCACGUAGAUCCAACUAAGUACGCCAAGUUGUUCCAAAACGCGGAUAAGUCAAAAACGGGCAAGAAAAAAAAUAAAAACAAAAAAGAAGUUGAACUUAUCGAAGAGUGAUAUUAGUUGUUAAGCAUAAAGAACUUUUAUUUUAGAAUAGAUACCAAAUUAUACGGGGUUAGUUACUUUCGUUGUUU
Molecule: messenger RNA, 1216 nt
Organism: Topomyia yanbarensis
Lineage: Eukaryota; Metazoa; Arthropoda; Insecta; Diptera; Culicidae
Product: alpha-tocopherol transfer protein
Exons: 4
Coding region: 126-1139 (337 amino acids)
Cellular component (GO): membrane
Molecular function (GO): phosphatidylinositol bisphosphate binding
Source: RefSeq, a predicted model, not a curated record